ACGCAGCCAGUGCACUGGAGUCGGGCGCUCACGAGGCGCGGAAGGCGAACACAAAGCCCAGCCUAGGGAGUUGGGCUCAAGUAGCUGUCAGGCGGCGGUCUUCCCUGCCCGCGGGGCAUCAUGACGCCUCAACCUGUGCGCUCUCCCGCCUCGCGCGCGCGCUGCGCGCUCCCCGUGCGCCGGCUCAGCGCUGCGCCGCACCUUCACCGCGCGCAGCGGGCGCUGGGGACCGCGCGCGGGGACACAACUGCUCCAGCGGCCCUCUGUCCCUGUACCCAGAGAGCGAGAUCGGGCUGUCUGCGAAGCCGCACUGGAACGGAGGCUUUUACACUCCAGAGCCCCAAGUAUCCCUGUCAUGACGAGGAGCCGUCGUCUUUAGGACUACCAGCCCGACUCCCAGAAAAUAUGUUUGUAGGAUCCCAGUCCUUCUCCCCGGGAGGGCCCAAUGGCAUCAUUAGAAGCCAGUCGUUUGCGGGAUUCAGCGGCCUUCAGGAGAGACGAUCUAGAUGUAACUCCUUCAUUGAAAAUACCUCUGCUCUCAAGAAGCCUCAGGCCAAACUGAAGAAAAUGCACAAUUUAGGACACAAAAACAACAGCCCUCCCAAAGAGCCUCAACCUAAAAGGGUGGAACAGAUUUACAGGGCCUUGAAAAGUGGACUUGAUGAAUAUCUGGAGGUUCACCAGACGGAGUUGGACAAGUUGACAGCUCAGUUAAAAGAUAUGAGAAGAAACUCUCGCCUGGGUGUGCUCUAUGACCUAGACAAGCAAAUUAAAACGAUUGAGAGAUACAUGAGACGCCUGGAGUUUCACAUUAGUAAGGUAGAUGAGCUCUAUGAAGCUUAUUGUAUCCAAAGACGCCUCCAAGAUGGUGCCAGCAAAAUGAAGCAAGCCUUCGCAAUGUCCCCUGCCAGCAAGGCCGCCCGGGAGAGUCUGUCAGAGAUCAACCGGAGCUACAAAGAGUACACCGAGAAUAUGUGCACCAUUGAAGCAGAGCUGGAGAAUCUACUGGGGGAGUUCUCCAUCAAGAUGAAAGGUCUGGCCGGCUUCGCACGCCUCUGUCCUGGAGAUCAAUACGAAAUUUUCAUGAAGUAUGGCCGACAGAGGUGGAAACUGAAAGGCAAAAUAGAAGUGAAUGGCAAGCAGAGCUGGGAUGGAGAGGAAAUGGUGUUCCUGCCUCUGAUCACUGGAUUAAUUUCCAUCAAGGUCACAGAAGUCAAAGGGCUGGCAACCCACCUCCUGGUGGGCAGCGUGACCUGUGAAACCAGAGAGCUAUUUGCAGCCCGACCUCAAGUGGUGGCUGUUGACAUCAAUGAUCUUGGCACCAUCAAACUGAACCUGGAAAUCACCUGGUAUCCAUUUGACGUGGAGGACGUAACCCCAUCUUCAAGCACCGGGAACAAGGCAGCAGCCCUCCAGAGAAGGAUGUCCAUUUACAGCCAGGGCACCCCGGAAACACCCACCUUCAAAGAUCACCCCUUCUUCAGAUGGUUGCACCCUUCACCAGAUAAGCCCCGGCGGCUGUCUGUCUUGAGUGCCUUGCAAGACUCUUUCUUUGCCAAGCUGCACCGCAGCCGCUCUUUCAGUGACCUGCCUUCCCUCAGGCUGAGACCCAAGGCCGUGCUAGAGUUUUAUUCUAAUCUACCUGAUGAUAUCAUUGAGAAUGGAAGGGCAGCUGAGGAGAAAAUGCCACUGUCUCUCAACUUCAACAACCUGCCCAAUGGGGACUGUGCCCUCUCCCCCAGCGCAGCUGGCUCUCUCUCCAACACAUGCUCAGCAAAUCCAGAAAUCACCAUCACCCCCGCUGAGCUGCACCACGGCAGCCUGUCCUCCCAGAAUGAGGGCACAGACUCCAGUUCAGCAUGUUCCAGAACCUCCUCGGGAGGCAGCAAAGGGCUGAAGCCUCACCUGGAAGAAGACGAAGAGGGGUCCAGGAAAGCAGAGGCCCGCCGAGCGUCCACAGGUGCCUCGACCGAGCACCUGUUCCUUGAGAAGGACGUCACAGAGGCACUUCUGCAAGAGUCCGAUGAGGCCUCUGAGCUCAAGCCCGUGGAACUGGACACUUUUGAAGGCAACAUCACAAAGCAGCUGGUUAAGAGGCUCACCUCAGCCGAGGUGCCAGCAGCCACCGAGAGGCUGCUCUUCGAGGGGUCUGUCAGUGGAGAAUCUGAAGGCUGUCGAUCCUUUCUAGAUGGAAGCUUAGAGGAUGCCUUUCAUGGGCUUUUCCUUGCAUUAGAACCACAUAAAGAGCAGUAUAAAGAGUUUCAGGAUCUGAACCAAGAAAUCAUGCAUUUGGAUGAUAUUCUAAAAUGCAAGCCCACAGGAAGCCGCAGCAGGUCUUCCAGCUUAAGUCUUACAGUUGAGAGCGCUUUAGAAAGCUUUGAUUUCCUGAACACCUCUGAUUUUGACGAGGAAGAGGAUGGUGAUGAGGUUUGUACUGUUGGAGGAGGUGCUGACUCAGUAUUUUCAGACACUGAGACUGAGAAAAAUAGUUACAGAUCAGUACACCCGGAGGCCAGGGGGCAUCUUAGUGAGGCACUGACUGAAGAUACAGGAGUCGGGACUAGUGUGGCAGGCAGCCCUCUCCCACUGACCACGGGAAAUGAAAGCCUGGAUAUCACCAUCGUGAGGCACCUACAGUACUGCACCCAACUUGUUCAGCAAAUUGUUUUCUCGAGCAAAACCCCCUUUGUGGCAAGAAAUCUCUUAAAGAAGCUUUCUCAGCAAAUCCACGUGAUGGAGAAACUCUCAGCGGUCAGUGACGAGAACAUAGGGAAUAUCAGUUCUGUGGUGGAAGCCAUUCCAGAAUUCCACAAAAAGCUGUCUUUGCUGUCCUUCUGGACCAGGUGCUGCAGCCCAGUUGGCGUCUACCACAGCUCAGCUGACAGAGUGAUUAAACAGCUGGAAGCCAGCUUUGCCAGAAUUGUCAACAGAGACUACCCAGGACUUGCAGACCCAGUGUUUCGAACCCUAGUGUCCCAAAUCCUGGACCAGGCCGAGCCUCUGCUUUCCUCCAGCCUGUCCUCAGAGAUCAUCACCGUUUUCCAGUAUUACAGUUACUUCACCAGCCACGGUGUGAGCGACCUGGAGAGUUACUUGAACCAGCUGGCCAAGCAAGUUUCCAUAGUGCAGACUCUGCAAUCACUAAGAGAUGAAAAACUGCUCCAGGCCAUGAGCGGCCUUGCACCCAGCAGCCUCCCGGCCCAGCGGGAGGUACUCAGAACGCUGGCUCUCCUCUUAGCUGGGGACAACAAUGGAGUCACGGAAGCUGUGAGGCUCUACCUGGCGGCAGCUGCCAGGAACGAGCAUUUCAGGGAAAAGGCCUUGCUCUACUAUUGUGAAGCACUAACAAGGACAGACCUCCAGCUCCAGAAGGCAGCAUGCCUGGCCCUGAAAACCCUGGAGGCUACCGAAAGCAUUAAAAUGCUGGUAACCCUGUGUCAGUCUGAUGCUGAAGAAAUCAGAAAUGUGGCCUCAGAAACUCUCUUGUCUCUUGGAGAAGAUGGGCGGCUGGCAUAUGAACAAUUGGACAGAUUUCCUCGAGACUGUGUUAAAGUUGGAGGUCGUCAUGGAACUGAAGUAGCCACAGCCUUUUAAUCACCAGUUAGCUCUGCCUAACAGCUGUCUUAACAAAAGGCCCUUUUAAUCAAGAGUGUGCUGUGAUUUACCUGGAAUGUUUAAAAGUUGAAGAGUUCUGUUGAGGUCGUCUGGAAAUCUAACAUGUUAUAGAAAGAAUUCACAAUCGGGUUUCACAGUACCCAUGUACUUUUCCUUCCGCUAGUACAAUAGCGCUGUGUGUAAUUUAGAUUACAUCAUUGAUUGCGUCUGACAAUACCUAGUGAAAGAGUCUGUCAUAUCCAAUAUGUAUGGAAUUUUUAAAUAGCCAUCUUUGUACUUUUUUGGAAGUUCUUCUAGUAGGUGAAACAGUCCUGUGAUAGUUUGAUGAAUAUGUACAUCUUGUAGUUUUUCUGUCGUGCUCUCAGAGUUCAGUGGCCCCCUUAGUUACCUAAUUUUACCUUAAACGCAAAGCACAAAUAAUUUCUUCAAAUAAAAAUUUGCCUGCAGAACCUGGUAAAAUGACAUUGUAAGAGUUUAAUGUUUUUUUAAUUUUUUUCAACUCUCCACUAUUUCUUUUCUUCACCCUAAAAAUUCCAAAAGCAUGUUUCCAUUAUGGUAAAAAGACAGGUAGAUGACUAUGAACUACCUUAAUAAGAUUAUACCCAUACUCAUUUUUAAAAAAAAGACAAAGUUUGAAUUUUUUUAAUAAACAAGAGCUUUUAUGUUAGGUUGGUGCAAAAGUAAUUGCGGUUUAAAAGGUUAAAAAUAAUUGCAAAAACCGCAAUGACUUUUGCACCAACCUAAUACUUUUACAAUAGAGGUAUUUUGCUGCUUAAGACUAAUCAAAACCAAAAGCCAUGGAUUCAGAAAGCUGGGAUGCUCUUUGAGAUGGAAGAAUACGAAGUUGGACAAAUCCUAAUGGAGCGAAGCAGACGGACAUUAACAGUGAUCCUUGCUUCUGUAAAGGUUACCAAGAGAUUAGGAAGAAGACCGCCCUGAGGUAUGGUUACUACCCCAAGUGAGGUCACUCCCCACUGCAAGGAUCCCUUGGCCAAAUAGUUAAAUAACAACUUCAAGUAAUUGCUCAAAUCAAGGUAUCAAGUCCAUUAAAUAAAAUACAAGACCACUCAGUAGCUUCUAUUAAAUAACUUUUCUUCCUCUUAAGAGUGUAUGAGGUGGGAUAUGCCAAGAUAUCAAAUAAUAUGUGUGAGUGGAACAAACUGUGGAAUAAUAACUACUCUGGAUGUUUUUGUAUAAAAUACCAUUUAGAUGUCAUUUUAAAUAUUUACAUUUUAGCAAGACCUUUAAAAACAACUCAUUUUGAAGUGAAAAUUGUUUGCCAGGCUUCCUGGCAAAUAGUCUUUUUAACUGUGAAGUUAUCUGUAUAUAUGUUUGUAUAUUUAUAAAUAUUAUAUAUAUGCAUAUAUCCUUCAUUUUAAAAGUACAUUGUACAGUCUAUAGUUGGUUGAAAUGGUUCUUUUUAUAGAAAGUCAAAUCACAAACGCUAGUAUUUUGUUUGGUUUAUUUUUUGAAUAUUGCAUGAAUAACUCCAUUAUCUUUUGUAUUCACUUCUGCAUUUUAUUUUGGUUUAAGGGGGUGCUUUUAGUAUUGUGGCAUUUGUAUUCAUCAGAGUUUCAAUCAUGUAAGUUAAAAUAAAAAUUAUUUUUGAAUUACUA
Rhinolophus ferrumequinum (greater horseshoe bat) is the source of this 5231-nucleotide messenger RNA. It is a transcript of the gene RIPOR2, whose product is annotated as RHO family interacting cell polarization regulator 2. The record is from RefSeq and is a predicted model, not a curated record. The coding region runs from base 121 to 3594 and encodes 1157 amino acids. The transcript is spliced from 23 exons. Lineage: Eukaryota; Metazoa; Chordata; Mammalia; Chiroptera; Rhinolophidae.